This is a messenger RNA of Bombina bombina (fire-bellied toad), 14005 nucleotides long. Its product is annotated as sacsin. Lineage: Eukaryota; Metazoa; Chordata; Amphibia; Anura; Bombinatoridae. The transcript is spliced from 8 exons. The coding region runs from base 79 to 12648 and encodes 4189 amino acids. The record is from RefSeq and is a predicted model, not a curated record.
GAUGAUCAGCUUCCUGCAAUGAACAUGCUGAACAAUGGUCUAUCUAGAGCUGGCUUCUAAGAGCAACAGAAAAUAACUAUGGAUUUUUUCCAGAGGUCACCCCCAUUCUUGAUCCAGCUGCAGAAUAUACUGAGAAAAUACCCAGAUGGUGGACAGAUUCUAAAGGAAUUGAUACAGAAUGCAGAUGACGCACGAGCCAGUGAAGUCAUUUUCAUUUACGAUGAAAGAGAAUAUGGGACUGAGAAACUUUCUACAGAAGAACUGCACACUGUUCAAGGUCCUGCACUUCUUGCAUACAACAAUCAAACAUUUACUGACCAUGAUUGGAAAGGAAUUCAAGAGCCAGGAAACAGCAUUAAACGAAAAGAUCCUAAUACUGUUGGGAAGUUUGGACUGGGGUUCAACUCUGUGUAUCACAUUACAGACUAUCCAGCUAUCUUUAGUGGAAAGAACAUUGGAAUCUUAGAUCCACAGGAAACUAUAUUCCAUAGAGGAGGCCGCUGGUGGAGCCUAGAGAAACAUAAGCAGUGCAUCGACGAGGAGUUGGCGGAUCAAUUUCAUCCUUUUCAGAAAGUAUUAGAGGACAUUGGUAAAGGGUCUUGGAAUGAAAUACUUAAUAAUGGUUAUUUUGAAGGAACCCUAUUUCGUUUCCCUCUUAGAUUUACAGCAUCUGAAAUUUCGGAUAAUCUGUACAACACAGAACGAAUUCAAGAGCUGUUUGACUCCUUCAUUAGUGAUGCAAGCCUUAGCCUUCUUUUUCUUCGCCAUGUCAGAACUGUAUCUAUGAAGAGAAUUGAUACAGAUGGGAGCCUAAGGGAUCUUCUUACAGUCAGUGUAUCUACUGAAGUUCUAAAUAAACUGGAGACCUCUGAUGAUGUUAUAGGUACAUGUUUGAAAGUCACUUCUCUAAAAGGUUGCGACAGAGAAGAAGAAGACUGCAAAUGGCUGGUGGUAACCAGUUUAAUACAUGGGAAUAUGUUUCCAGAUCUUGUGGAACUGAGUACGAAAUUGUGUAACAAAGCUUCGCUUGAUCUGGCAUAUCCAUUAACUAAAAGUGGCUCUGCCCUCGCUAGUGGCCGCCUGAGUUGUUUUCUACCGCUUCCUGACAAGGAAGACAACAAAACAGGACUACCCAUCCUCAUUAAUGGAAGUUUUGAUCUAACAGAUGACCGGAGAAGCAUGAAGUGGCUGGAGGUUGACCAACAGCACGAUGAAGCUGCUAAAUGGAAUCAAAUUCUGGUGGAGAAACUGUUACCUUUAGUAUAUAAAUGUGCAGUCAAGGAAACUGUAUCUCUUGUUAAGACAUCACAGAUAACAACUGAGGUGGCAUACGGCAUUUGGCCAGACCCAGAAAGAACUAUGCACAAGGCCAGGUGGCAUAACCUUACUAAGAAGAUGGCCCAAAUAUUACUUAAAGAGAAGAUACUGCAGACUGCUGACAAUUCUGAUUGGAUAACUGCAUAUGAAGCCGUUUUUUUCCCAUUCACCGAUACAGAUGAAGCCCUUCUAGAUUGUUUAGAGCAAUUACUUUUGCUGGUGAAACAGCCUUUAGUUAAAAUUCCAGAACACAUCAAAAGGUCUAUUCUUUUGGCAGAGAACAACACUUUAAAACUGAAUAAAGUGUCCCCUUCUUUUAUUCGAAAUAUCUUACGAACCAGAGACUGGAGGACUUUUGCAAAUGAAAAGAAAAUGCUGCUCCUCUCAUAUAUACUGAGUGACAAACAAUACAGUGACCUGCUGAAUAUUCAGCUUCUGCCUUUAUCUGAUGGGACAUUCACAAGCUUUCAGAACAAUGAUGAUGACAUGGUUUACCUUGACAGCCAAGAAUAUCCCAGGAUUUUGUUGCCCGGACUUGCAGUGAGAUUUUUGCCUAAAGAUCUUCCCCGUGACCUACUUGUGCACUUCAGAAGUAUUAUUUUAAACAGAAAAUUCAAGAAUCUUGUACAAGUGGAUGAAGCUAUAGUAAGAAGGAGGUUACAGGAAGCUCUGCCGAAAACUUGGCAAGGUGGUCACAACCCAGUCAUGUGGAAUCCAGGAGACCCAAACCAUCCACCCAUUGAAUGGCUUAGUGAGUUCUGGCAUUUCCUCCAGCGACAUUUUGCCAUUUUAGAUUCUUUUGAAAACCAACCACUUGUGCCCUUAAAUCUUAUCAAAGAAUCUUCCACUGACAUUUGGCUUGUUCGUCUAACAAAGAGUACUACGUUGCUUUUCCAAAGUACAAAUGGACAUCACUUGAGUGAUGUUAUGGCUAAGAUGCUUGAACAGAUUGGUUGCACUGUAAUACAAACACAAAGUUCAUGGAUGUGGCACAAAAAUCUUCAGUCAUACAUCCUGGAACCCACACCUAAUAAUAUUCUGAAGACAUUUACCAACCUUAAAUUAGAAAGUAUUGUGCAAACAUUUAGUGGCAUGCCUGAACAAUACACCAAGAUAUUCUCUGAAUUUCUUUCACAAGCAUCAACUUUUCAAACCAAGGAACUGGAGAUUUUGUACAAACUCCCUAUUUUUUGUAGUGUAAAGUCUAUAGGAUGUCCUAAUUUUAGACUGGUGGCUGCCUUUAAAUUAAAAGCGGUGGAGAGAAACACUGUCCCAGUUAUACCUGACGAUCUAGUGUUCCCAAAUGUGUUGCUGAAGUGCAGAGAUGAUUCAGACAGGAUACUUCUACAGCAAAUGAAAAUGAAAUUGCUAAAUGCAAUGGAGGUGGCUUUAUUACUGGUAAAAGCCAUUCAAAAUGGGUCAUAUUCUUACUAUGAAAAGGAAGCACAAAAAGCUAUUUUGUGGAUUUUAAAGAAUGGACACAUACUAUUCAGUCAAUGUGUAGAACUGAAACAGAUUUGUGAAAGGCUUCAUUUCAUUCCAUGCAAUGGUAAGCUUGUACCACCAUCUUCUUUCUUUGACCCUGAUAUAACUAUAUUUAGAAAUUUAUUUGAUCCAGAUAAAUUUCCACCUUCAACAUAUCAAGACCCUUUAGUAUUGACUUCUUUAAGGACAUUAGGAUUAAAGGUUUCCAUACACACAAUCACUUCAGAUGAUGUUCUACAAAUUGCUGCUAAAAUCAGCCAUGAAAAAGUUCAUAUGACCUCAUUGAGCAGGGCUAAAGCUCUUAUCAAUGUUUGUAAUAAUACUAAGGUUUUAUCAGAACUUAACGCUCAUUAUGUAAAAGAACUCUGCAACCACAAAUGGGUUCCAGUAUCCGACCCACAGAUUGUAUUUAUUGAGCCAACAAAGCUCAGAUGCCAAGAGUACAAUAUAAUUGUUCAAUAUUCAAUGCCUAUUACAAAAGACUUUAAUGAUUUUGCAAAUAAAAUUCUUGGUUUACAUGAACCACCACCUCCUCAGAAGGUAGUUGAAAAUCUCAAAAUGCUCAGUCAACAAUAUGAAAAAGAAGAGACAUAUUCCCUACUAAGAAAAGUGCACACUAUUUACAAAUACAUUGAAAAUCACGUUGAUCAGUUCCAUGAUUUGCUGACUAAAGUCCCUAUAUGGAACGGAGAAGGAUUUUCUUGCCCAAGUGACAUAAUUUUAUCAUUCCCAGGAGACUUGGACUUAACCUGCAUGGUGAAAAAAGUUCCUUCUGAUUUUCUCAGUUUUAAAAAACUUUUUAUCAAGUGUGGUGUUCGUAAAACUCUAUCAGAGAGAGAGGUGAUACAAAUACUCUACACUUUACAGAAUAAUAAAGAGACAAAUACUUCAGUUUCUGGCAUGGUUAAAGAACUGAAGCUUUCCAUAUCUAUCAUAGAUUGGAUGAGAAUAAAUAGAGUUUGUGGAACAGACGAUCUUCCUAUCCCAGUACAAGAUGACGAUAAUGGGUUUAGCCUGAAACCGUUGUCUUCCACUCUAUUUUGUGAUAUGGAUAAGAAACAUUUAAAUGAUAUCUCAGCUAACUUCAAGGACUAUCAUAUUGUUCAUGAAGAUGUCUCCCUAUCAACUGUCAAGUUUCUAAACAUCCAACUUUUAAGCACUAAUGUACUAAAGCCAGAGUUCUUUGAACCCUGGGGUCCUUCUGAGCCAGUCACUCUAAGAAUUAAAAACAUUCUCAGAGACUAUAGUGAACAUGUGGAAGUUUUUAAAGAACUUAUACAGAAUGCAGUGGAUGCAGGUGCUACUAAGUGUGAAUUUUUAGUGGAUAUGAGACAGAACUCUGAGUCAAGGCAAAGUCUGAUCGAUGCUGGCAUGACCAGCUGUCAUGGACCAGCACUUUGGUCUUACAAUAAUAGUAAGUUCUCUGAUGAAGACUUUAAGAAUAUCAUCCGCAUUGGUGCAGCCACUAAAGAAACUCAAGUGCAGAAAAUUGGAAAAUUUGGUUUGGGCUUUAAUACAGUCUACCAUAUUACAGAUGUACCUUCAAUUAUGAGUGGAUCUCAAGUUCUUAUAUUUGACCCCAACAUCAAUCACAUGAAGAAACACAUUCAACAUCCCACAAACCCUGGAAUUAAGAUAGAUCUCCAGAAGAAUCCAAAACCUCUAAACAUAUUUGCUGAUCAAUUCUAUCCAUUUUCUGAUGUGUUUGGCUGUGAGCUUAAGCAGCCUUUUUACUUCAAUGGGACUCUAAUUCGUCUGCCUUUCAGGACAGAACAUGAAGCUAAAGACUCACAAAUAUUAAAUCAGGCUUUUACUAAAGAACAAAUCAAAAGCUUAAUGGACAGUUUUGAAGACUCAAAAGACACUAUCAUUAUUUUCUUAAAAAAUAUUAAAAAUGUAACUUUACACUUGCUUAGGGAGAAUUUUAAUCCAAAAGACAAAAUAACAAAGAUAAACCUUAAAAGAGAGCAAGUGAAACAUCUAGAUGCGCCAAAGGAUAUUAUCUUACAGCAAGAACAAAUUAUUGCUUUAAAAGCUUUAGGAAUGGAAGGAAAUGAUAUCACUGCUGCGAACAUUAUUAAAGUUACUGUUCAACACACUCAGACAAGUGAAGAAAAGUAUUACCUGAUACAAAACAGCAUUGGGAUAAAAGAAGCUUUCAUGAUGUUUACCCAGAAUAAAAAAAUAAGUGUUUCUGUUCCUGGCGCUUCAGUUGCAUUUCCUUUAAAGAAAAAUUCUAAUACUGGUAAAUGGACUCCUUGUUUGCUGAACUUUGAGGGAAUUGUGUUCUGUUUCUUACCACUUCCUAUUUCAUCCGGUCUUCCUUUUCAUGUAAAUGGUUCGUUUUCUGUGACGUCUAAUCGGAAGAGCUUGUGGACUACAACAGAAAAGGGAGAAUGGAAUAAAAAGUUACUUUCUGAUGCUGUUAUUGUUGCUUUGUUAACUGCACUGACACGGUUACAGCUGUUAAGUCAAAAUGGUGACAUCGAAGACUAUUGCUAUUAUACAUUCUGGCCUGAUGUCAAAAAAGCCAACACACAGUUCAAAGAAGUAGUGGAAUGUUUCUACAAAGUAGUUACUUUUGGAUUUGCAAAUAGUUUUCCUGCUGUGUUUAGCAAUGGUGAAGAAUAUUGCACAAUAAAACAUGCAUGCUUUCUACAGUUAGAAGACAUCAAAGACGCAAAGAUUCACAGCUUGGCUGAAAAAGUGUUUCGCUUAAGCCUUAAGAAACCAUAUCUGACAGUUUCACUUCCAGACUGGGUUAAGAACUGCUUUGUCUCGAGUAACUGCUUUAAUGAACUACUCCUUAACACAUAUAACUGGGAGAGGUUCUACAGGGAGAUUGUAUUUGAGAACCUUGAGUCAUUAGACAUAGAAGACAGAAAUGCACUUAUCCUUCAUGCCAUUGACAUGCAAGACAAAGAGCUGAACAUGUUACUAAAAUCUAAACCUUGCAUACCAUCAUAUCAUGGAAAUUUACAGUAUACAGAAAAGCUGGUGCACCCCGGAGGCAAAGUAUCAAUAUUGUAUGAUCAGGAAGAAGGACAUUUUCCACAAGGCAGAGAGUUUCUCACUACAGAUAGACUGAAAUGCUUACAGCACCUGGGUAUGAUUAAAGAUGAUCUACCAAUAAAAGACCUGAUGGAGAGAGCCCAAAAGAUUAAGAAUGUCUGGAAACAUGACAGAAACAAAGCUUUGCAAAAAGUGUGUAGAGUAUUGGAGCUUUUAAAUGAUUUACUUGAUCAGUCAUCGUAUAACUCUUACCAGAAUGAGUUCAGAAACAUUAUCUUUCUUCCUGCUUUUCCUCCUCGGAAAAGACUUUGCGGGUUAGAGGACUUGGUACUACUGAAAUCUACAGAUCUUUACUAUUACAAACACACUGAUCUUGUAUGCAUGAUUAAGCCAGUGCUUAGCAAACAACAUGUAAAAACCUUUAAGUUUUCUGAAAAAUUGCUGUCUUUUUUGGGCUUUGAUCAGAGUCUUGAAUCUGAAAUUGUUCUGUUGCAACUCCAGGAAACUCAUAAAAACUCCAACUUGCUAGGUAAGCAAGAAAUUGGUCAGAUAGCAAAAAUGUGUUACAACUAUUUAAAUGAACUUAUUCAAAAAGAGCCAACCCAAACCACUAAAAUAAAAAUGCAAACAUCCACUGUCCCCUUUGUUUUUGUUGGUCAGGAUUUUGUACUUUCCAAACUUGUUGCUCAAGAAUUGUCUUUUGAGGCUUCUCCAUAUUUGUUUAAGCUACCACAAGAAUAUACUGAAUUUGAUAAACUGUGGGAUUGUGUUGGACUGUGCCAGGAAUUUUCAAUUCCUGAUUAUGUUUCUGUCCUUGAAAGAAUGGCAGUGAAGCAUAAAGGAAAUCCUCUUCCAGAAUGUGAAAUAACAAUAGCAGGACAUACCCUUGAAAUAAUAGCUAACAAAAAUACAAAGAUAGCGGAAAAAUCUAAUACUAAUUCAAGUGAUUUGUUUGCACAAAGAAUACUUGUUCCAGACCAGCAGAGUAUUUUGUGCCAUGUUGAUAAAAUAUACUUCAAUGACACUCCAUGGCUUCCUUACGAGACAGAUUUACAUUUUUGUCAUCAGCUAAUUCCACGGCUUGUUGCACAGAAUUUGGGGAUCAAGUCAAAGAUUCACCACACAUUGGAAAAAUUGAAAGUUUCUAGUCUUUCCAACUGGGUUUCUCAAUUUGGAGCUAAGGAAGAGCUCACCACACGCAUCAAAAAUAUUAUAAGUGACUACUCCUCAAAGAAAGACAUACUGAAGGAACUGAUUCAGAAUGCAGAUGAUUCUAAUGCAACCGAAAUUCAUUUUGUACUUGAUAGUAGGACACACCCCACAAAAUGUACUUUUGGUCCAGAAUGGAAUCUAUUGCAGGGCCCAUCUCUGUGUAUUUACAAUAACAAGAAGUUUGAGUCUAAAGAUAUUGACGGAAUCCAGAAUAUAGGCAUAGGUGGUAAAUGGGACUGUUUGGAUAAAACUGGAAAGUUUGGACUUGGAUUUAAUUCUGUAUACCACAUUACUGACUGUCCUUCUUUUUUAACUGGAGAUACUGUUAUGUGUGUCUUUGAUCCAAAUCUUAAAUUUUUGCCAUCAUCUAACUCUGGUAGCCCUGGUGGGAUGUUCACAAUAAACAACAACUUUAAGGGUACAUUUAAAGAUGUGUAUUAUUCAUUUCUUCCUUCUAUGUUUAAUCUGCAAGAGGGUACACUUUUUCGUUUACCUUUAAGGAUGGCUGAAACAGUCACAAUGUCUAAGAUUUCAGAUCAGACAGUCUCAUUAGAGGAUAUUAGGAAUAUGUGCAAGGACCUGGAAGAUGAUGCAGAUAGCAUGGUAUUAUUUUUGAACAACAUCAACACAAUUACAUUUUCUGAGGUCUCUGACACAGAGAGUGUUAAGGAGAUUUUAUCAAUUAAAGCCGAAAUAGAUAAAAAAGGGAUACCCGAUUUUGGAGAAAUUAGGGUGUUUUACAAAAUGAGAAUAAAAUGCAGCAGCUCCAAAAAAACAACACACUGGAUUAUAGGAAAACAGAUUGGUAUUGAAGGAGAAGAUGAUCUGGCAAAUUUAAAAAAAAAUUGUUCUAACUUGCAUCAGACUUUAAUCCCACAUGGUGCAGUAGCUACGUGCCUCAAUGAUGAUACUAAAGGAAGAGCUUUUUGUACUCUGCCAUUGCCUUUAAUGACUGAACUCCCUGUACAUAUCAGUGGAAAUUUUAUUGUGGACAAAGCUCGUAGAUUCAUCUGCAGAGAAGAUGGUGGAAGUCCAAAAACAGAAUGGAACACAUUUCUCCUUUCAAAAGUUAUUGUUCCACUUUACUGCAGUUUUCUUGAGCACAUACAGAAUAAAAUCAAUAUGAAUAGUGGAAUUCGUACAUUUAAAAAUAUGUCCUCAUGCAAAGAUAUUCUAGAGAAAAUGUUUUUAAGGUUUUUCCCCAGUGUAACAAAAUCUGUGUCCCCUGAGUGGAGGGAAAUGGUUAUUGAGGUCUAUCAAACAAUUUCUAAAAAUCAUUUAAAAUUCAUUCCAGUUUUCAGAGAAAUAAAAAAAAAAUUUGGCCACACUCAGACUGUACACAUUGAGUGGUCAACAGUGGGUCAGAACUCUAUCACUGAGGAACCCUAUUUUCUCUGUGACACUGAAUGGGACAAUUUGAAGCAUGUUUUGCAGAACAUCAACAUGAAAUUGUCUGCUUUUAGUACCUCAAGCCCUCUAUAUAACGAACUGAGCGCAUCUGCCAUAAACAUUCUUAAAUUAAGCCCUAAAACGCUAUGCGACUUCCUAAGGAAUAUUCAGCUCCAUUCAGAAGGAUAUAAUCUUCCUAGGCCAGUCUGUGAGACCCUUUUUAAAAACAAUAACAAUUGCAUGUUACUGCUAAAAUACUGCCUAAAAGACUGUGGUGCAAAAAAAGCAAUUGAUCUACAAGGAGUCCCUCUCUUAGUAACAGAAGAUGGAAUGGUACAAAAAUUCAACAGAGAAGAGCCUAAAUAUUGUACAAUGUUUGGUUCGCUGUUUCCACUAUUCAGUGAUAUGUUUGCAAUAAACAAUAUUCACAGCAAUCAAAAACUGAUAGAAUAUGGCUUCUUACAACAUUUAACUAUUCCAAAUGCAGAAGAUUUAAUAAAAAAACAGUUGGGUCCCAAAUUUCAGACAUCUUGUCUCACACUUCCUGAAGAGAAAAAAGAGUGGCUGAAGACACUAUGGAUGUUUUUUGAAUAUGAACUAAAUGACAAUAAAAAGGACAAGACAAUUCAAUCAAUCUUUGAAUUAUUCAUUGACUGGGCAAUUCUUCCAGUGUGCUAUCAAAAUAACCUUGAUGAAAUUUGUCUACUGUCUUUAGCCAGUCGUAAGAAGAUUAUGUGUACUUGCUCUAGUGAAAGGGAUAAAUGCCUCUUUAAGCUGGGGUUCCCUAAGUUAGAAACUCUAAUGUUAUCCACAGAAAUAAAAAUUAACAUUUUAAGUCCAUACCUUUUGAACACAGAUGAUUGUUGUUUAGUUCUUCAACAGCUGUGUUCUACACAAGAUAUUAAAUGGGAGGUACUUGAUGACCUAACCCUUGAUAUGUUACUGAUGUUCUUCUUAUCUGGCAUUGAAAAAGUGGGCAAAAAUGGAGACUAUCUAAACCAACUACAAUCGCUACCUUUGUUUGAGACACAUUGUCAAAAACGACAAAGUUUACAGGCAUGUAAGCAGAUAUAUAUUCUUAACGCUACAUUUCUACUGGAAUCAAAAAUACUCUAUGGAUUGGAUUCUCAAUAUAUUUUUCUCAAAAACAACAAACUUAAUAAACUAUUGAAAGAAUAUAUAAGCAUUACUUUAAUCAAUGAUGUAGAUUUUGUCAUUGAAUUUCUUAUUCCCCGUUUGGAUACCCUAAAUGAAAAUGAAAUAUUUCACUUGAUUAGUUUAGUAAUACAAAUUCAAAGAUUAUGCCCAGAUGACAGAAUUAUAAAUGCUCUUAAAGCAGUGAAACUAAUACAAAACAGAGAAGGCAUACGUCAAAAGGCUUCAUAUUUUUAUGACCAUACUGUGAGUUUGUUUCGUUUAUUUGGCCUUAAAUCAAGAUUUGUUCCUAAAGAAUUUAUUGCAAAAUUUGGAAAAAAAGAAGAAGAUUUAUAUAGAUUAUUAUUGAAUCUUGACAUGCAAAGCAAGGCUUCAGGUGAUGAUAUCAUUCAGUUUGCUACCAUGAUUGAAAAAGAAUCAAAACAUCCAGUUUCUUUAGAGGAACUGACUAAAAAGAGUGAACAACUGUUUAAAUAUUUUCUCUUCAUGGAUGCAAAGCAGAUUACACAGAACUUUACAGCUAAAAUAAUGAACAUUAAAUUCUUGCUUCCAUUAGCUGUUAACCCUGAUUUGGAAAGUAUUCAUCCUUCAUAUUCUAAGAAAACAACUACCGUUGCUCUCAAAGGGUCACUGCUAAAACAAAGUAGAAAAGAUGAAUUAUUAAUAUGGACAUCGAUGGUCAUGCUUGAGUUAAAGUUUACACCUGAUAAAAGCCAAGCAAAGAUGUUGACUAUGUGUGGAGUUCUCUGUACACCACCAACUCAGCUAGUAAUAAAUAAUCUAAAAAAUGUGUGUAGUGCUUCAUGUAAAAAGAAGCCAUUACUGGAAAUACGCAGUCAAGUGCUCAACGCAAUUUACACUUUCCUACAUGAACAAGAAAAUAUUGAUUUCAGUGUCUUGAGUGAUGUGCCGUUCAUAUUGGUGGAUAAUGAAACUAAACUAGUAGAAGUGAGACAGGUUGUUUUUAGUCUUCAUAAUGAAGACUGUUUUCGGCCAUACCUGUACAAGUUGCCUUCUUUACUUGCAUGCUAUUCUAAGCUUUUCCAAACUCUUGGAGUAGAACCUGAUGCUACCGAAUCACAUUAUGCAAUGGUUCUUAAAACAAUUUAUUUAGAGACAAAUGACAAAAACUCCCUACACUCUAAUCUUAAAAAGACCAUUCCUGAAGCUACAGAACAAUUUUUUAAUUUGUUGAUGUACAAGAAGUCAAAUGACAUAAAAAGUCUGAAACCACUAUAUCUUGCAGCCACUGAUACAAAACUCUAUGAUUCUUCUAAUCUAGUUUUCAACAACUGCUAUCAUCCUAAAGUCAUAAAUCAAUGGUGUAAAACACUUAAAUUUAUUUGGUUUCCUCAUAAAUUUGAUCAGUUUGACCAGAAGGAAUUAAUCAAUCUUUUACCUAUGGAUAUUCGACCAAAGCUGCUGUCACAGAUUACAAAAGAAAAAAUCAGUUAUAAUUCUAACGACAUCUGCACAUAUAGAGAAAACUGUGAGGUUAAAUGUCGCUUACAGAAAAUUCUUUUCUCUCAAAUAUUUCUGAAAGGUCUUGCCUGGCUUUUGAGAAGUCAGAGUGAUGGAAAAAUUUCUGAGGAGGAGGCUUUACUACAAUGUACUACUGUGUUUGGGAAGCUAGAGAUAAUGUGCCUUAAAAAACUGCAAACCAGGCUCAUAUACAAAGAUGAGCCAUUAGAUUAUUUUUUUAAUAAAGCAGUUUUUGUGGAAAGAGAAAAGGAAAGCCACUGCCAAUUUUACAUCAGGCAUAAUGAUUCAAAGUUCAGAAACCAUUUAGAAGUUAUAUCUACUCUUGCAGAAGAAAUUAAUAAUAUCAUGGGACAUGCAUAUAAACCAAAAUCACAAAACAUUAUUAUGGAAAUGCUAAGCUGUGAUGAUACUGAUGAGAUUACCAAUGUACUUAAUGAUCACAAUAUAAAAAGUACUAAUCUAAAUCACCAUCCUUUUUCUUUAUCAAACCCAGGAGAACCAAUUCCAGAUGAGUGGUAUGACUCUUUGGACAUGAGCCCUCUAAAUAAUUUUAUAGUGGGUGAAUAUGUUGGGUACAUGGAUCCUUCUGAGGAAGAGUGCUAUCUCUAUGCUAUAGUAAUUGGGGAACUUGAUUCUAAAAAAUUUGGAAGCUGUGAAAUUCAAAUGUAUCGUAUAAACAUUGGUCAAAAUCGCAUCAUUGAUGUUAGCAUACUUGAUUUGUAUCAGUUCAAAAGAGCUAUUGGCCAAAACAGUAAUGCACUGGUAUUGGUUGAUAAUCCAAGAAAACAAGAAGAAAUGCAUGAAAAAUGGUAUGAAAAGUCAUUAGAUGAUACCAAAAAGGAGAUUGAUCAGUACCUUAGCAAAAUAUGGGAGUUACCCAAUGAUGAACAGAAAAAGGCCAUCAGACGUCUUUACCUGAAAUAUCACCCAGACAAGAACAUUGGACAAGAGGAACUUUCAACAGAAAUUUGCAAAUAUAUUCAGCAACGAAUCAGUGAUUUGGAGGCAGGCAGGCCAUUCAGCAGUCAGAGAUCUUCUGAAUAUAAAUCCAAUUCUUCCAGUGGCUUUUCUAAUUUUUGGAGAGGAUGGGAUAGUGAAGCUUCUCACCAUCGAAAAUAUCGAGAACAUUUUACCAGAAAAACAAAAUGUGAUUAUAAUUUCUGGGAAUUCCACAGCAGGCAUACCCGGCCAAAUCCUGAAGAAGCUCGGAGGUGGUUCAGACAAGCAGAGUAUGAUCUGAGAGCAGCUGAAAAUGAUGUUGAUCAUGACAGCACUGAAUGGGUAUUUUACAAAAUACACCAGGCUGUGGAAAAAGCUUUAUUUGCUGCACAAUAUCUUAAAAAUGGAAAAAUUGACAAAAAUACUAAUAUAGGAUGCUUGGCACAUGAUGUCUCUACUUACUGUAGGAGUCUUCUGAGCAUUAGUGAGCAAGUGUCAAAAAUGAUACGCUAUGGAGUUGAUAAACUAAAAACACAAUACCCAAAUAGCCAUACUCCACCUGGCAUUCCUCAUGACAGAACUCCAUCUGACAAAGAACAAGAGGUGAUGGUGCUGGCUAAAGAUGUCCUACAGAAAAUAAAGGCUUAUGUGCUCUAAGGUUUCCUACAGGAUCAGUCACUUUUUUUUUAACCUGAUCUUCAUUACACACUUAAGAUUUAAAUAAAUGCAGUGGAGUUUAUAUUGUUGCAUGUGGUGCAAAUCAUAUAAUACAGUAAAAUACAACAACUCAUAUAAUACAGUAAAAACUUUAAACAUCAGACAUGAAAAAAUAUUUACAGAUAAAAAGUAUUUUUAUUGUUUAAUGCAAUACUUAUGUAAUAUGUAAUUAAAGGGACAGUCUACACAAAAAUUGUUAUUGUUUAAAAAGAUAGAUAAUGACUUUACUACCCAUUCCCCAGCUUUGCACAACCAACAUUGUUAGAUUAAUAUACUUUAUAACAUUUAAACCUCUAAAUUUCUGCCUGUUUCAAAGGCUCUAUUGACAGCCUCUUAAUCACAUGCUAUUUUAUUUGCUUUUCAAAAAAGGAAGCUGAUAGUUCAUGUGAGAUAUAUAGAUAACAAUGUGUUCAUACUCGGGAAGUUAUUUAAGAGUUAGCACAACACAAUACUAAAUGCAACUCAAUAGAUUUUAAAUAGUCAGUCAUGUGAUCAGGGGGUUGUCAGAAGAUGCUUAGAUACAAGGUAAUCAAAGAAAAAAAAAGUAUAUUAAUAUAACUGUGUUGGUUAUGCAAAACUGGGGAAUGGGUAAAAAAGGGAUUAUCUAUCUUUUAAAACAAUAAAAAUUCUAUUGUAGACUGUCCCUUUAAGGGUUAGGGGCUGAUUUAUCACAGCCCGAAUGGGGCCGUAUAUCCCUGUUUCCGAAACAGAUAUUAAAAUCUCUGGUGGACAUGAUUGCUACAGCGGAUCAUGUCCGCCAGACACAUGAUAAAUCGGCCCCUUAGUCUUAAUAUCUUAUCUACAGUACAUGAAAAUGUGGGUGUAAAAAACAAACUUUUUUAAAGUAUUCUUAGAAUGCGUUGCAAGAUUCUAAAUAUUGUAUAUUCUAUCUCUCUCUUUCUCCUCCCUCCUAAUUUUGUACAGAAUAUAUAUUCAUUUUUGUAUUAUUUAAAGCCAGUAAUAAAUGUGAGAUUUCAAACUAUUGAACUCUAGAUGGUUCAGUGAAAAAACUUACACUUGUUAGGUCUAUUUUAUAGAUUUGUUUUUAUUAUUCUUUUUAUUAAGGAAUAAGAUUGUACAUCCAGGUUGUAAACAAGGUUACAUACGAAUUACAGCACAAUGCACAUGAUAACUCAUAUGAGAAGAUGAAGAGAAAAAAAAGUGUUCUUGUCAUACAAAUAGUCCAAAGAGUACAUAAACAAGUUAGCAAUGUUCUUUUGAGGAAAAGUAGAAUAAUCCUGUUUGAAGAUUAUGUAGUUUGUAUUUAUUGUUGAAAAUAAAGAGAUUUUGUAAUCUA